Messenger RNA from Carcharodon carcharias (great white shark), 6893 nucleotides. Its product is annotated as zinc finger protein 687-like. Lineage: Eukaryota; Metazoa; Chordata; Chondrichthyes; Lamniformes; Lamnidae. The transcript is spliced from 9 exons. The record is from RefSeq and is a predicted model, not a curated record. Bases 402 to 4205 code for a protein of 1267 amino acids.
AAUGAUUUGGUAGAGGAGCAGGUGAAGAUUUGAAAGAGGAGAACUUGUUCAGACAGGGCGCAAGCGCAAGCCAGAUCAUCCCAAAGUGCUUCACAGUGAAGUAUUUUUUGCAGUGUGGUUACUUGUAAUGUAGGAAAUGCAGCAGCCAAUUUGCGCACAGCAAGCUCCCACAAACUGUAAUGUGAUAAUGACCCAUAUCACCUGCUUUUAAUGAGAUUAGUUGAGAGAUAAAUAUUGGCUCCAAGACACCGGAGCGUACCCUAAUACAAAAACAAAAUACUGCGGACACUGGAGACUUGAACUAAAAACAGAAAGUGCUGGAAAAACUCAGCAGGUCUAACAGCAUCUGUGGAGAGAGCAACAGAGUAAGAGUUAACGUUUCAGAUUUAACUAGUCUUCCUAUGAUGGGCGAUAUGACGACUCCUGAUUUUGAUGACCUGUUGGCUGCCUUUGAUAUCCCCGACUUGGACCCGCAGGACACCAUCGAGUCGGGCCAGGAGGAAGCCCCUUUGAAGCAGACCGCCAUAGCGGCCAGCAAGGCGCCAGCCGCCGAGCUUGCCGUGACACUGCCAGAUGAGCCAGUGGUCAGCGUGAUCGUCAAGAACAGCGUCAGCCCCAAGCGCUGUGACCCCACCCCCGUCCACCACCAGGAAGCCCACCGCUUCGACGCCAGCCCGCUGCACAACGGCUUUGAGGCCGCCUCGAUGCCCAGGUCGCCCAAGUUGGCGCCGCCAGCCGCCAACUGCGACAGCUGGCCAGGGAACCGGCCGAAGGCGGGCGCGGCCCGCGGAGGUAAAGAGCUAGAGGGGCUCCCUCCCUUCGAUGCGUCUGGCUGCCCGCAAACCGUGGACGUCAUGAAGGCCGAGGACCGGCCGAGCGAGGAGAAGGACCAAGAGGCUGGCUGCUUCUCCCCACAGUCCCCCCUCUUCCCCAUUCCACCGGACUCCGAGGCCUUGAAUUCCAGAAUGCCAGACGAAGACGGCGAGGAAAAGUCGCCCGUGAGGUACUCCCAGAGAUUCACGCUGGACGAUGAGGACCAACGGAGGGCGGGCGGCAAAGCCAGAUCCUCGUCGGAAGAGGAGGAGGAGGAGGAGGAGGAGGAGAAGCAAUCGGAUGUGGAAUCGGAGGAGAUGGAACAAAGCAGCGAGCCGGAAGGCAGCCUGCUUGAAGAGCCCGAUGGGGCGAGGGACAACCCCAGCACCUACUCUGUCCCGAUCUCUCCCGUGUCGCCGUGGCCAGACCCCAAUCCAAACUCAAGUGUGACGGUGUCUGCCGAUGUGAAGUCCCCCGACGGGACGGCUGAGAUGCAGCCACAGAGCCCCCUCGAGUCCUCAACGUCCAAGGGGAGCCCAAAGGCGUUUCCAUCGCCGCUGAGCCUCGGCAGGCAAGUUAAGAAGCAGCCUGAUAGCCCUCAGAGCGUCUCCAGCAACGAUGGCGACGACAGCAGCAGCAAGGAAUCCUCCUCCACCAGCUCCUCCCGGCCCCUCAAGGUGCGCAUCAAGACCAUUAAAACCUCCAGCGGGGGCAUCAUGAGGACGGUGACACGAGUCUCGUCUGAUUCCGAGCUGCAGAACAGCCGAGCCGUGGAGGACGGAGUGGUGCCGGGUGAUGAGACCGAGCCGAUGGAAGAAGGGGAAAUGGGGGAGGAAGAAGGGGAAGAGGAGGAGGGAAGAAGUCUGCUUCUACCCAAGGAAGAGACGCAAGUCCCUGGCCCUACGCACACGGACAGCGCCGAGGUCGUCAGCCUUCAGCUGGGCAACGGCACUAUCGUGAAAGGGACGGUCCUGCCGACUUCCACCUUCCAGAACGCCAGCACGGCCAUGCUAAUGGCGGCCAGCAUUGCCCAGAAGGCCACGCUGGCUCCGGCGAAGGCAGUGGGCGGCGCGAAACCAGUCUCCAAAAGCGUCCACUUGGCCAGCCUGAACCUGGUGCCCCAGACUCUCUCCGUGGCAACCCCGGCCAAGGCCCUGGCCUUGGCACCCAAGUUUGUCACCACCGCCCCUGCCGGCGGCACCACCACCACCACCACCCUGCAGCUGGCCACCAAGUCGGCUCUGACAGCGCAGUCACAGAAGACCUCCCAGGCCGCCAAUGGCUCCCCCGCGCCCCGCAGCCAAGCCGCCCCCCUGGUGGAGGCUUUCCACAAGCUGUUGAACGGGAAGAACCCGUUGCCGACCUACAAACCCAACCUCAACCCGCCGGCGGACAGCUGCUUGGCGCUGCCCCCCUCUGGUUACCGGUGUUUGGAGUGCGGCGACUCCUUCGCCCUGGAGAAGAGCCUGGCCCGGCACUACGACCGCCGCAGCAUGAGGAUCGACGUGACGUGCAACCACUGCGCCAAGAGGAUCGUCUUCUUCAACCGCUGCAGCCUGAUGCUGCACGCCCGCGAGCACAAGGACAAGGGGCUGGUCAUGCAGUGCUCCAACCUGGUCAUGAAGACCAUCAGCCUGGACCAGAUGAUCGGCCAGCCCGAUGUCGCCCCCGUGCUGCCGGGGGGGGGUGCGGCGGCGGCCGCCUCCGGCCAGGCUGGCAUCUCCAAGGCCGGGGGGAAGAGCGCCGCGGCGGCAGACACGGCCCCCGCCCCCCACCAGAGCUCGCCGGUGAUGCCCCUCUUCCCCGACCCAGCCCUCAUCAACUGCGAUAACUUCAACUGCACUGAGUGUGACCAGCAGUUCGCUGACCAGGUCGAGCUGGCCAUGCACUUUCAAGUGGGGGCUCCAAACGCCGCUGCACAGGUCUGUCAGCUGUGCCAGAUGUUACUCCCCAGCAAGUGUAGCUACUUUGCUCACUACCGCCUGCACAAGAGCAAGUCGCCGUACAUCUGCCCCGAAUGUGGAGGGGUCUGCCGGGCAGCGCACAUCCAGGGGCACGUGAAAGACGUCUGCUUUCACUUUUCCCGCAAAGUCGGAUACAAGUGCCCCCAGUGUGGAGUUGUGUACGGAGGAGUCACCUCAAUCAAGUCUCACAUUCAGGACAUGCACUGCGAGGCAUUCCACAAGUGCCCGAUAUGCCCCAUGGCAUUCAAAUCUGCCCCCAGUGCACACUCGCACAUCUACACGCAGCACCCGGGAGUCAGCAAUCAGCAAGCCAAAGUGAUUCACAAAUGCGCCAUGUGUGAUACGGUUUUCACACACCAGCCGUUGCUGAGCUCCCACUUCGACCAGCACCUGAGCAAGCAACGGGUCAGUGUCUUCAAGUGCCCACAGUGCCCGGUGCUUUACGCCCAGAAACGGACCAUGAUGGAGCACAUCAAGAGCACUCAUUCCAACUUAAAGAACGAGGAGGUGGUUCAGAGUCGGACAGUCGCAUCUGUCAAAGCACCGGUGAAGUCAAGCCCAGACUCUACGGACGUCUCCACGGAUGAGUCGUCCACUAGCCCCAAGGCUGUCCUCAGCCUUCAGCGGAGGAAGGAGAUGAGGCUGAAGCUGAAGAACGCAGGGUGGACCUGCGGGCUGUGCCAGAUGUGGUUCCCUGAGCGCGAGGAGUACGUGACCCACAUGAAGAGGGACCAUGGCAAGGCUAUGAAGAAGUUCCCAUGUCGACUCUGCGAGAGGUCGUUCUGCUCCGCGCCCAGCUUGCGCAGACACGUUCGAGUCAACCACGAGGGGAUCAAACGCGUCUACAGCUGCCGACAUUGCACCGAGGGGAAGCGGACGUUCAGCAGUCGCCUGACUCUGGAGAAACAUCUACAAGUCAUUCAUGGUAUUAACAUGGCGGACCACGCACAGGACCAGGAGAAUCUCUUUGAGAGAGUGAGCAUUAAGACAACCAUUCGCAAGCGGCCUGGUUCGCGGGAUGGGAUGGAGCGCUGGGGCUCCGAGACCAGCAAGAGCCGGAAGCUGAACGGGAGCUCACCCUACCGAUGCAUGAAAUGUGGUUACACCACCAACAGCUUCUCCGAUUUCCACAAGCACAUCCCCCAGCACAGGACAGGCAGCUCAUCGUUCCAGUGUCGCCAGUGUGGGCUUUGCUUUGCUGCCCACCUUUCCUUAACUCGCCACCUCUUCAUUGUGCAUGGGGUGAAGGAGUCAGAGGGGCCGAAGGUAACUGAGGAGAAGGGAGAGACCGAGUGGAUAAAAUUGGAGGGUGGGGUGAUAUGUGACGUGUGUGGGAAGCUGUUUGAGAGUGUGCCGUUGUUAAAGACACAUUUCCGGACACAUGGGAUGGCCUUCAUCAAAUCAAAGCAAAAUGGCCUGGAUAAGUAAGUGCGCAAUAUUGAUUUAAAAACUUUCUUUUUAAAAGAUGUUUUAUUUAUAUGGAGCCUGGCAAGGUGAAUGUCAGAGACCUGAAUGCCCUGAGAAACGGAAAAUUUGCCCCUUGUUUCGUUUAUGAUUGUCUCCCGUUAUUGCAGUCCUGCAUAUUGUUGGCCAGCUUCCAGUAGAGGGAUGUGAGGGUUUGGGAAGAGACCGGUUUCUGCCCGGUGUGGUGUUAAGGCAGCUAGGCUCCACCACCCCCCCCCCAGUUGGCACCGAGGUGACCUGAUCUCGCCCGGGAUCGUGUUAGUAGGACUACAGUCGACCUGGGUUCCCCCAAAUAUCCCCAUCCCAGUGAGGCCCUGACCACCCAGUGAAGAGAGAGAGGCUCUGGAUGAGGUUCCCCCCAACCCCCCACGGGGACAUCUAAACGAGUGAUGCAGCCACACGGUUCCCCCGCUUUCUAUCCCUCCACCUAGGACCCCAGUUACUGCCUCCCCGGUGUAAUAUCCCUGCACUCUCAUCUAUCGCUAAGGGACACAUUGGGUGUUCUGACGUGCCUCUGCGGGGAGGAUGAGGAAGAGGGAAGAUCCUUCUACACUAAGUAAAUAGCGAUGAGGAAAGGGAUUUUGUUUUGCGCCCCCAUUUCAGUACCUUUACCAGAGGUAAACGCUGACACUGACCCCUUCCCAGCAUCUGUUCCACACACACUAAAGGCACAAACAGAAGCAAACAAAAUGGGGUUGGCCCUCAGUAACCGAGGCGACACUGAAAUGUGGUAAUUUUGAUACUGUCUCAUGAUUUAUACUUUCAGAUCACUUACUUUUUGUUAAUAAAUGUGCCUGAGGAGGGCAGGUUGGUGUUGAAUCUCAGCCACUGUUGCUCUGUCCUUUUUAUUUUAAAAGGACGCUUUUGAACAGACCCACUCCGGGCUCCGGGGUUCCUGUUCCUGUGUCUUCCCUGCAGCUUCCCCCCCGCCCCCCUCCAACCCCCCACUUGGUUCCACCUCCCCUGCCUCUCCCUCAGGCCAAGCUGCCUGGCGAUGCUCAUCCCUCUCGUCUCCUCCGCUAGUUGUGAGGUUUCAGCUCUCGGACGUAGGAUACGCGGCAGCUGAACCCAAAACCUCUGCCGAAAUCCAGGGUUUUCUCUCUGGAGAUGAAGGGGGCGUGGGCGGCUCCCGGAGGGUUGAGUUAACAAGCUGAGCGAGUUAUUAGUGGACUUGAGCACACACAACAAGCUGCUGGAGCUCCCUGGUUAUCACCCCGACCGCUGCGGUACAGGAAAUCGCAGCUGGGGAUGUUGUGCUUAGCCCCCCCCACCACCCCUCUCCCCACCCGCCCUGUCCCAGCUUUGAGCAAACGAGUUUUUAAUUAAUAGCGGUUUAACGUGGUACCCCCCCUGAAGCAUGAGCACAGUCGGACUGGGAGCACGACGUUGUUAGCGGGGAGGCAUUUGGCAGCUCGGCGUCAUGUGCUGAGUUAACUGUGCGGGGAGAUGGGGGGGAGGUAAACUCUUGCCGGGUGCUGUGGUAUUUUGUCGGGGACCUGUCACGCUGGUGUGUCCCGGGACGCCUCCAUUUCGCGCUCUCGCCCACCUCCCCCCCCCCCCCCCAGGUCCUGGGUGCGCUGGCCCCCUCCACAUCGGCAACAGAACACAAUUACCGCUGCACACAGCGCAAGACUGGACCUGCUGCCGGCAGAGAGAGGUUUGCAGCUGAGAUGCGAGUAAAGCACACGGCUUAACCGGGGCACUCCUGCCCCUCUGCCUGUGCCUCGCAAUCCGUUCCCAAAAGGAAUCGAGACCUUCUGAUAUUUUCAGCAAUCAUUUAAAUUUGCGAAAGGGUUAAUGAGAGUUUCGUGAACACACACACACACACACACCCCUGCCCCAACUGCUGCUGUCCUGCUGGGUAAUUGAAGCUCCAGUAAUCUCCCAGAUGUGAACUGAACUGAAUUAGUGAAUUCCAGCUGGAAUGGUGGCUGGUGGGGGCUGGGGAGGGAUCUGUGUGUCUGGCUGUCUGUGUCUGCCUUGUGUGUCUGUCUUGUGGGCCUGUGUGUGUGUGUGUGUGUGUGUGUGUGUGUGUGUGUGUGUGUGUGUGUGUGUGUGUGUGUGUGUGUGUGUGUGUGUGUGUGUGUGUGUCAGGUGAGGUUGGGAUUGGCUCAGCUGUGAUGGCCUCCACAGUUGAAUGCCCCGCUGACACUCCCUGGUACUUGGAGGAUGGUAAGGACCUGUGGGAUCAGCAAACAUCACUGUGGAAGCAAGACAAGAGAGGUAUGAGUUUCAGGUACCAUUUAGAAGCAGAGGGACUGAUGUUGAGGGGGUACAUGCACACAUCCAUACUAGUAUGCACACAGACGGACAGAUUCAGACUGAGGCACAUAGACACACAUCCAUAAGCCUGUUGGCCACAUCGCAGGGGCUAUUGAGAGGCGCCAUGAACAGGCAGUGCAUUCUGGACCCAGUGACCAGCAGGGGAGAUGGAGCUGGGCUAGAGAAGGUCAGGGCUCCUACUUAGCAUGACUGUCCAGUGAUCAUCGGUGGAAACUGUGAAACACCUCGCUCAGCUGAACAUCCUUUGACCACCAAUGUCUUUGGUGCACACAGCGCGCGCACACCCACUCAGGCAAGGCAGCACUGGCCAACUGGAACCUCGAGCUGCAGUUCUGUAACUGAAGAGGGGCCAGACAAAAUGGAUGGAAA